AUGACGGCCACACAAAAAUCGGGGGCCGUGCAAGCGCUCCGCGCCCUCGCCAUCGUGGCCGUUAUUAUCUUCCACCUGAAUUCAGGACUCGCGCGGAAUGGAUUUCUUGGGGUUGAUAUGUUCUUCGUCAUUUCCGGUUAUUUAAUGACUAUGAUUCUCUCAAAAAGCGGGGUUACGGUCUCAUCAACUCUUACGUUUUUGCAACGCCGUAUAAAACGGAUUCUGCCGAUUUAUAUAUUAACAAUCGCCAGUGUUCUUGUCGCAGCACGUGCCAUUCUUGUGGCUAAAGAUUUACGAAUUUUACGUAGCGAUGCUAUCUGGUCAUUGACUUUGACCAGCAACAUGCAACCAUUAUUUCACGAAUAUGACUAUUUUGAGGAGUUAACAGCCUAUAAACUAUUGACGCAUACAUGGUCCCUCUCUGCCGAGCUACAGUAUUACGUCUUCGUGCCGUUCGUGAUGCUUUGUAUGCUAGCCGUUGGAUAUUAUUCACGGCUCUUGAUUUCUUUGAUCGUGAUCCUCGCCUCUAUCGGAUGUCAAUUGGCCUUACCUCCCGGUAUUGGAUUUGGCCUGCUACCCUGCCGAGUCUGGCAAUUCUUUUUUGGUCUCCUCGUGUAUGAAAUCAGCCAAAAACGCCAGUCAAAUCAGAUCCACCCUACAACCCUUGAAAAUGGGCAGGAGUACAAAAUCCUUAUGGAAGAAGGGUCGGGUGAUGAAGAAAAAGAAGAGGAAGGGUCCUGUGAGCGAGUCUUUGGAAAGCCGUCACGGGACUUCAGCCCCUUUUUCUGCGUCGCCACUUUUGCCCUAGCUAUCGUAAUCUGCUUUUAUUCUGUCGGAAACGGGCUGGUCGACCGUAUCUUGGCGACAUUUUUGGCAGCACUUGUUAUUUAUUUUUCGACAAAUGGUGCCACACCGGUGCUUGACAUCUGGCCGAUACAGUACCUCGGCGAUAUCUCCUAUAUUCUAUAUCUUGCCCACUGGCCGGUGAUCAUCUUUUUAAAAUAUAUGGCUUUUGAAGAGACGAUCACUCUUCCAACCGCUAUCCUCGCAAUUUUGAUUACCGUAACAAUUGCUGUAAUAAUACAUCAUACAAUGGAACAGUGGUUUAUUACCGGUUCUUUUUGGUAUGCGAUUGCUUGGAUUGGAGCCCUUCUUGCCAUUAGCACCAUUUUCCUUCUACUCCCGAUUAACGAAAGUGACGAUGGUCCCGAGAUGAACUCAAUGCAAAUUACCUCUAAUUUUAGUAAAAAUUGCAAAGCCCUACAAACUCCAGUCGCGUUCCCGAAGCUUGAGAAUUUCAAGGUGACCCUAGGAGGGUAUGAGAAAUAUGGGGAAGAUUCCGGGAAUGGGAGCUUUAACGUCGUGCUGCUCGGGAAUUCUUUUAUGCGAUUUGGGUUCCCGCAUUUUCACAAGGCCUUGAAGAAGCGGUACAAGAAGCUGUAUUUCCAUGCCAUUACAAGUUGCAUGCCCUUCGAACAGCACUGGCUUACCGACCCGAAACAAGCGUUUUCUAAAAAUUGUAAAGACUCGUAUCAGCUGGACCUCAAUCUCCUUGAAAAAGCCAAGCCAAAAAUUAUCUUCAUGUCAAUCGGAUAUGUGGGUGGUUUCAUCACUCACGAUGUGACAAAAGACGAUAUUUGGAUCCAACGAGCCCUGGAAUCUUUUGAAGUCUAUGGAAAAUACGCGGAUCACAUUGUCCUCGACACACCGUGGCACAAAAUCCCCGGUCGAUUAGCUGAUAACAUCCAAAAAAGAAUUACCAAAGGCCUGCCGCCAUUACCGAAAAAUGAGACUCAAUUUACGUUUAAGGACUAUUUAUAUGAAUACCGUAAAGCCUUCAAGAGGGUAGAAUACAUUCGUCAGCACUGCCCGAAAUGCCAUUUCCUUGAGGUGCAAUCCGAGUUUUGUGAUGGUGUCCAUUGUCAAACUAUGGACUAUGAUUGUGGAAGUACCUUUUAUACUACUGACGGUAUCCAUAUGACGAAUUUUGCCAAGAAUCUACUGUACCAUCGCCUAAAGGCUGAAAUUGAUAUUGUGUACGCGGUGGAAGAAGAAGCGAAAAAGAAAAGAAGACGA
Mesorhabditis spiculigera is the source of this 2076-nucleotide messenger RNA. NCBI's taxonomy places the organism in Eukaryota, Metazoa, Nematoda, Chromadorea, Rhabditida, Rhabditidae. The record is from the annotation of a GenBank genome assembly.